AUGUGUCCCUCCCGCUCCCCCUUUCUGGGCUCCCCUCCCUUUUUGGUUUUCCCUCCCUCUGGAUUCCUCUCUUCUCCCUCUGGGUUUCUUUCCUCUCCCUUCGGGUUCCUCUCCUCUCCCUCUGGGUUUCUCUCCUCCCCCCCUCGGUUUUUCUCCUCCCCUUCUGGGUUCCUCCCCUCAUCCUCUGGGCUCCUCUCCUCCUUUGUGUUUCUUUCCUCUCCAUAUGGGUUCCUCUCCUCUUCCUCUGGGCUCCUCUCCUCUUCCUCUGGGUUUCUUUCCUCCCCCUUUGGGUUCCUCUCCUCUUCCUCUGCUCUCCUCCCCCCCUGGGGUUUUCUCCUCCCCUUCUGGGUUCCUCCCCUCUUCCUCUGGGCUCCUCUCCUCAUCCUCUGGGCUCCUCUCCUCUCCCUCUGGGUAUCUUUCGGGUUCCCUACUUCCUUUCUGCCAGACUCUCCCCAUUGUCCUCAUUAG
Messenger RNA from Closterium sp. NIES-65, 468 nucleotides. NCBI's taxonomy places the organism in Eukaryota, Viridiplantae, Streptophyta, Zygnematophyceae, Desmidiales, Closteriaceae. The record is from the annotation of a GenBank genome assembly.